Molecule: messenger RNA, 318 nt
Organism: Candidozyma auris
Lineage: Eukaryota; Fungi; Ascomycota; Pichiomycetes; Serinales; Metschnikowiaceae
Exons: 1
Coding region: 1-318 (105 amino acids)
Source: RefSeq, a predicted model, not a curated record
AUGCUGAAAGACACACAGAAGUUGGCGGGGUAUGCAUUGAAUCAGGCGGUCAAGCUCAUGGAGUCAGAUACUCAAGUUUCUACCAUUGACAUGAACCUCCUAGUCAACCUCAACACCAAUCAGUCACUCAACUACAUCAAACUUGAGCAGGACCUCAAUGAGAUCGAGGAGAGCACGAAGAAGUCACAGGCGCUUCAGGAGGAGUUCGAGCUGCUUCGGCUUGACUUGAACCACAUAGAGAGGCAAGUCGAUGUGAUGGCCGAGAUUAUCAAGGAGCUCGAUGGCUGGACCAAGGAGCUAGAAAAGAAUGGAAAAUAA